GCCGCCGGCCGGCCGACCGGUGUAGUUAAUACAGUGGCGGAGCACCUCGGACUCCUCCACCGCCAUCAAUACCGUGCUUGAUCCUCUCGACAGACUCAACGGCCACCCCAAGCACAACAGCCGUAGGGGUACGUACGUACUACGCGAUGAAGCAUUCACCAGUAACUGCAUCUACCAGUUCUACGGCGUAGCAUCCAUGGAACUACACACCUACGAUCAGCAGGCUAUCACAGCCGGCGGUGAUCAAGUGACCCAAACAUACGAAUGAAUCAUGCCUGCACCUGGCGAUGAAUCUGCCGGCCGUGAAUCUUCGUCGCCUCCCAAAUAUCACCGCCGAACGCAACUUGGGAGCAAGCCGCAACCACCUCGAGCAGAGUCUGACACCGCUCCGCUCAGCUUUCUGUUACCGCCAUUUAAAGUUUUAAACCUCCUCGUGUCUUUCCCGCCGCAAAGCAGAUCGCCGGAGCAGCACCGUUCUGCCUCUAACUCCCUGCUUGCUUGCAUGCAAAGCUUCUCCACACUCCUCGGUGCUCGAUCGGUCGGACGAUCUCCACCUAUAAAUACGCCUCCUCCCUUCUCUUCCACCAUCAUCAUCUCACACUCGAAGCUAACUAGCCCCCAAGCAGCUGCUAGGUCUGCAGUACAAAGGUAGCCACUACAGCUCGUGGUGUACCGGCGGUAGAGCAGAGCAGCACGAUGGGGCAGCUCAGCAAGAAGCUUCUGGUGGCGUCCAUGGUGGUGGCGGUGCUGGCCGUGGCAGCAGUGGAGCUGUGCGGCGCCAUCCCGCUCGAGGACAAUGACCUGGAGUCGGAGGAAGCGCUGUGGGACCUGUACGAGCGGUGGCAGACCGCGCACCGCGUGCCCCGCCACCACGCUGAGAAGCACCGCCGCUUCGGCACCUUCAAGUCCAACGUCCACUUCAUCCACUCCCACAACAAGCGCGGCGACCGCCCCUACCGCCUCCGCCUCAACCGCUUCGGCGACAUGAGCCAGGCCGAGUUCCGCGCCACCUUCGCCGGCUCCCGCGUCAGCGACCGCCGCCGCGACGGCCCCGCCACGCCACCGUCGGUCCCGGGGUUCAUGUACGCCGCCGUGAACGUGUCGGACCUGCCGCGGUCCGUGGACUGGCGCCAGAAGGGCGCGGUGACCGGCGUCAAGAACCAGGGCAAGUGCGGCAGCUGCUGGGCUUUCUCCACCGUGGUGUCCGUGGAAGGCAUCAACGCCAUCCGAACCGGGAAGCUGGUGUCGCUGUCGGAGCAGGAGCUCAUCGACUGCGACACGGCGGACAACGACGGGUGCGAGGGCGGGCUCAUGGACAACGCCUUUGAGUACAUCAAGAAAAACGGCGGGCUCACCACCGAGGCCGCCUACCCGUACCGAGCUGCCAACGGCACCUGCAAAGCCGCGAAGGUGGCCAAGAGCUCCCCCAUGGUGGUGCACAUCGACGGACACCAGGACGUGCCGGCCAACAGCGAGGAGGCGCUGGCCAAGGCCGUCGCGAACCAGCCCGUGUCCGUGGGCAUCGAUGCCAGCGGGAAGGCGUUCAUGUUCUACUCCGAGGGGGUGUUCACCGGUGAGUGUGGAACAGAGCUGGACCACGGCGUCGCGGUGGUCGGGUACGGCGUGGCGGAGGACGGCAAGGCGUACUGGACGGUGAAGAACUCGUGGGGCCCGUCGUGGGGGGAGAAGGGGUACAUCAGGGUGGAGAAGGAUUCCGGUGCCGAAGGCGGGCUCUGCGGCAUCGCCAUGGAGGCAUCCUACGCCGUCAAGACGGACAGCAAACCCAAGCCCACGCCCAGGCGCGCGCUCGGCGCCUGGGAGUCUCAGUGAUCGACCCAAUCUCUAUGCGUGUCUGAAUUAUUUCUACUAUAUUCCUAGUUAAAUUAGGGUGAAAAUAAAUUACAGCUGAAUCAAGUGCUUCUCCGUCCACACGCAAGAAUUAGGUGUGUAGCGUGGGACCAGGACGAUCGACAUAAUUUGUUUGGAUUUAUACGAAUGUAAUGUAAAAUGUAAUAAUGCAUGCA
Triticum urartu is the source of this 2024-nucleotide messenger RNA. Lineage: Eukaryota; Viridiplantae; Streptophyta; Magnoliopsida; Poales; Poaceae. The record is from RefSeq and is a predicted model, not a curated record.